UCCGCGGUCACACUGCUGGCGCUCCAAUUACCAUUUUGCAUUGUGUUCGUUCGUUUCGUGUUUUUUUUUUUGUUGUUGUUAAAAUGGCUGAUACAAAGGGCUUUUCCAGCAUCGAGACGCCCGGCUAUGUGGGCUUUGCCAAUCUGCCCAAUCAAGUGCAUCGCAAGUCGGUGAAAAAGGGCUUCGAGUUCACGCUGAUGGUGGUGGGUGAGUCCGGUUUGGGCAAGUCCACGCUGGUCAACAGUUUAUUUCUGACGGAUCUAUACCCGGAACGCAUCAUACCCGAUGCCAUAGAGAAACAAAAGCAAACAGUCAAGCUGGAGGCAUCGACGGUGGAAAUUGAGGAGCGCGGUGUCAAGCUGCGACUCACUGUUGUCGACACACCCGGCUUUGGUGACGCCAUUGACAAUUCCAACAGCUUCAGUGCCAUACUCGAGUACAUCGAUGAGCAGUACGAGCGCUUCCUGCGCGACGAAAGCGGCCUCAAUCGUCGCAACAUUGUGGACAAUCGCAUACACUGUUGCUUCUACUUUAUAUCGCCCUUUGGGCACGGCCUGAAGCCAUUGGAUGUGGAGUUCAUGAAGAAGCUUCACUCCAAGGUGAACAUUGUGCCCGUUAUUGCCAAAGCCGAUUGCCUCACCAAAAAGGAGAUAUUGCGGCUCAAGUGCCGCAUUAUGCAGGAGAUUGAGGGCCAUGGCAUCAAGAUUUAUCCACUGCCAGACUGUGAUUCCGAUGAGGAUGAAGACUACAAGGAGCAAGUGAAGCAACUGAAGGAAGCUGUGCCUUUUGCCGUCUGCGGCGCCAAUACACUACUCGAGGUCAAGGGCAAAAAGGUGCGCGGCCGUCUCUAUCCCUGGGGUGUGGUCGAGGUCGAGAAUCCCGAUCACUGUGAUUUCAUAAAGCUGCGCACAAUGCUGAUCACCCACAUGCAGGACCUGCAGGAGGUAACGCAGGAGGUGCACUAUGAGAAUUAUCGCUCCGAUCGCCUGGCCAAAGGCAUUAAGGUCAAGGAGAAUGGCAUCAAGCAGGAGCGUGACAACAAUGUGAAUGCUCAGGCACAGGCCAAUAAUGCGCUCUCGGAAAAGGAUCGCAUACUGCAGGAGAAGGAGGCGGAGCUGGCACGCAUGACGGAAAUGCUUGCACAAAUGCAGGCACGCAUGCAAGCGCAGCAUUGAAGCGUUUUCCAACACCUACACUUACACACCUACAUCUUAAAAAUCAAGCAGCGAAUUGCACGCCAAUGUGCAAUCGUUUAGUUUAUACACAACAACAACAACAAAAACAAAAACAUAUAUAUAUAUAUAUUUUGUACGCAGAUUUAAUUAAGUUGCGCUCGCGCUUGACUAUAUAUUCUCAACUGUAAAACGAAUGGCGCUAAAAGUAUUUUGUAUUAAUUUUUUGCAUUCAUCAUAUACAUUACAUAUUUGUAUGUACAAUGAAUAUCAAUAUAUAGUACAUAGUUAUAUAAACACACACACAAAACCACAGGCGAGCAAGCGAUGUAAUUGUUUACCCACAAAAAUGCUCAUCAAAACGCGUACACAAAAUGGCCGCAAAAGUUCUCUUCAUAUCACACACACACACACAAAGAAACACUCCUAAAAGUCGAACAUGAAUUAACUGUAUUCCUACUAUGUAUUUAGACAUGACUUUGUCGAUAUUAACCAUGGAUUAUUGCACACUGUAUUUGCAUUUAGAUUAAGUUAUAGUAUACCCAACCCCCUCGCCCCCUGGCCCCCUGGCCACUCAUCAUCCAAUUUUAUUGUAUGUUACUCGACACACAUUUUGUAUCGUCUUUAUAGCCGCUCUGAUCUUCCGUAUUAAGCGUUUUUUAUUUAGGUUACAGCUGUUGGUCGUCCCUCGUUUUGGUGUUCGAGCUAUGGCACCCUGUUCAGCACCCUGUCGCCUGCAUCCUAUGCACAAUUUGACUGCUCAAAACGUGAUCGUUAAAGUACUUGAAGCUCUUUAAAGUGAUUGAUCCCCCUCCUAGCUGACAUGGACAAUGGACACCGAACCAUAGUUGCGAGCGCGAAUUCGAAGCACGAGUCGGGGUGGCACGUGGGUCACGUGCACUCUCGAAAGUGAAAACCAAAAUGUGAAAUCUCUUAUUUUUAUAAUUAUAUGUGAACUAUUUUACCCAACAAAAGAACUAUUCGCUAUGACUACACUUAUAUUCUCUACAAGGUGCGUUCCACACUAAACGGAACAUCUUACAAAA
This is a messenger RNA of Drosophila subobscura, 2218 nucleotides long. RefSeq names its product septin-1 (gene Septin1). The record is from RefSeq and is a predicted model, not a curated record. The transcript is spliced from 5 exons. Gene Ontology annotation, biological process: regulation of exocytosis; cytoskeleton-dependent cytokinesis. Bases 84 to 1175 code for a protein of 363 amino acids. Gene Ontology annotation, molecular function: molecular adaptor activity; GTPase activity; GTP binding. Lineage: Eukaryota; Metazoa; Arthropoda; Insecta; Diptera; Drosophilidae. Gene Ontology annotation, cellular component: cell division site; synaptic vesicle; septin complex.